Oncorhynchus keta (chum salmon) is the source of this 2071-nucleotide messenger RNA. RefSeq names its product T-cell immunoglobulin and mucin domain-containing protein 4-like. Lineage: Eukaryota; Metazoa; Chordata; Actinopteri; Salmoniformes; Salmonidae. Bases 321 to 1853 code for a protein of 510 amino acids. The record is from RefSeq and is a predicted model, not a curated record. Gene Ontology annotation, molecular function: protein binding. The transcript has 15 exons.
CAACCGUGUUUCACGAGGAACCAAAACCACUGAAAAGGAAACAGGCCCGGAACGCGACCCUGCUGCAACCAACACAACUGAUGAUGUGUGCAGAUUAAGUACACUGUGUCACCUGAUGUAUGUAUGUGUGGGUGUGUGUGUGUUUGUGUUUGUGUGUUUGUGUGUGUGUGUUUGUGUUUGUGUUUGUGUGUGGUGUGGUGUGUGUGUGUGUGCUUGUGUGUGUGACAGCGCAGUAGGGGUUUAAUUGUGAGACAACAGUGCAGUCAUGUUUUGUGCGUUUCAAUUGUUGAGCAGAGCCUGUUGAAGGUACAGACACGCUCAUGGACUCAUACAUCUCCUGUUGCUGGCUAGUGCUCUACCUUUUCUUUGGCGGUGGUUCUACAGUAACCAUCCAAGGCUAUGUCGGUGACGUUGUGACCCUAACAUGUAAGUAUGACGCCCGGCAUUAUGGUACACUCUCUGUCUGCUGGGGUCGUGGUCACAUCCCCAACAGCGGCUGUGGCAAUGAGGUCCUCAGGACGGAGGGAGUCAAAGUGACCCACAGGGCUUCGGUCCGGUACAAUCUCCAGGGUGAUCUGAGGGCAGGGGAUGUCUCUCUGACCAUCACCCAAGCACAGGUGAAGGAUUCUGGGUUAUAUGGCUGCCGUGUGGAUAUACCUGGAUGGUUCAAUGACCAGAAACACCAUCUGGCACUCGUCAUCAAGUCCGCUCCUGAAACAACCCCUGAACCGUGGAUCCCUAGAGAGAGCACAACAGUUGGCUACACUAAAGCUCCUGAAACAACCCCUGAACCGUGGAUCCCUAGAGAGAGCACAACAGUUGGCUACACUAAAGAGCAAACCACAACAAUGCAGACAACAAUGGGUUUGUCAGUACCUCCAGACCCUCCCAGAGUGGCAAUCCGAGAAAUAUCAGCUAGGUCCAUCUCUGUAUGGUGGAACGCUGGCUUCGAUGGAAACACCCCCAUCACAGGUUUCCACCUGGAAUGCAAGAGCCAAUCGGACUCCUGGGUAGAUGGAGUACGAGGCAGCAAUAUUCUGCCUUGGAAGAGAGAGACCGCUGUCAAUGACCUGCGACCCUUUUACACCUACAACAUCCGCAUGUUCACCAAGAACGACAUGGGCUUGAGUAAACCCAGCAACGAGCUCACCAUCACCACUAAGGAAGCAGCCCCUGAUGGUCGCCCACAGGAUGUGAAGCUUGAAGCCCUUUCCUCCCACAGCAUCAGAGUCACAUGGAGGGCCCCUGAGUUGUCCCUCCAGAACGGGCUGAUCCGGGGCUACCAGCUCCGCUACGGUGAGUACAGUCCCCAAGAACGGCUUCCUGUCAGGGUGGUGCAUCUGAUGGAUGGAUCAGAGAGCUUCACCAUGAACAGCCUGCAGGAGGCGACAAAGUACAGUGUGACGCUGCACACCAUCAACAGAGCGGGCCUGGGGCCGUCUUCACAGGAGCUUGUCUGCUCCACUCUGACUAAUGAUGAUCAGCAGCAUAUGACAACAACUCAAGCAACAACAGCACUUCAGACAGAACAUUCAACCUCAACCAUUGCGACAACAACAUCUUCAACUGAGACAUGGCUGCUUGUCACUGACAGUCCCACUCAAGGUCAGAGGGUAGACGACUUCUCAACUACUAGAGCACUAAGUAACUCUACGACUGACCCAGCAUUGAGUAAAAAAGAACAGAGCGGUCAUCUUGUUGCCAUCCUAGUGCCAGUGCUGGUGCUGGGGCUGCUUGUUGUCAUGGCGAUCAUAUGGCAAUUUAGGCGUACCACAUUGAAAAAAGGCAACUGGAAAAUAUUAUGGAAGAACAACGACAAUCUGUCCUACGGGGACUCCGAGCCAGCACUGUAGAGACCUCAAGAUCAUGCAGUGGUCACCGUGGGGUUAACAUAAAGAGUAAGAUGAUGUAUAUGAUGUCAACUAUGCCAUAGUGAUAGGAAGUGUUACUAAUCGACCGGGGCCUCCCACUGAACUGAUAUUGAAAGAGUACUUAUCUUACAAUGAGAUCAACUGCAAUGUACACGAUGUGACGUUUGUGUGCACAUGUUAAUAAAUGCUUGCUUAUAGCU